CACCACCAAAGCCCUACAAAGCUUUCUCUCCCAUUUUGAGUGGCGAUCCGAUUCUCACUCUCUCCCCUUCUCUCUCAUUUCAAUAUUUUUUGUUUCUCAAGAAAAUUUCGAUAGAAAAUCCAACGAAAAAAAAAGAGGAUUAGGAAUAAUCAUCAUCAUCAAUCAAAUCAGUAUCGCUUCAUCAGCACGAGAUCCACCUCUUUCCUUUCCUCUCACUCCUCACUAAUCAAUGCCGUGAUUUUCCCGAAUCGUUUAUCGACGCAAUGGAGAAGAAGAAGUAUCCGAUAGGGCCAGAGCACUACACUAUCUACGAGGUCAUCGGCCAAGGCUGCAGUGCUCUAGUGCAUCGCGCCUUAUGCAUCCCUUUCGACGAAGUCGUUGCAAUUAAGAUUCUCGAUUUCGAACGAGAUAACUGCGACCUGAACAAUAUAUCGCGUGAAGCGCAGACGAUGAUGCUAGUUGAUCAUCCCAAUGUGUUGAAAUCGCAUUGCUCUUUCGUUAGUGAUCACAACCUCUGGGUUGUUAUGCCUUACAUGUCUGGUGGCUCUUGCCUCCACAUUCUCAAAGCUGCUUAUCCUGAUGGCUUUGAGGAAGUUAUUAUCGCCACUAUGCUCCGUGAGGCCUUGAAAGGCUUAGACUAUCUCCAUCAGCACGGUCACAUUCAUCGUGAUGUCAAAGCGGGGAAUAUUCUGCUUGGUGCUCGUGGCGCAAUUAAGCUGGGAGACUUUGGUGUAUCUGCUUGUCUCUUUGAUUCAGGUGAUAGGCAACGGACGAGGAACACAUUUGUUGGAACGCCUUGCUGGAUGGCACCUGAAGUCAUGGAGCAGUUACAUGGUUAUGACUUCAAGGCGGAUAUUUGGUCCUUUGGAAUUACUGGGCUAGAGCUUGCACAUGGACACGCUCCUUUCUCUAAGUAUCCACCAAUGAAGGUUCUGCUUAUGACCUUGCAAAAUGCUCCACCAGGGCUGGAUUACGAAAGAGAUAGGAAGUUUUCAAGGUCUUUCAAGCAAAUGAUUGCAAGUUGCCUAGUCAAAGACCCUUCCAAACGCCCAUCUGCCAAAAAAUUGUUAAAGCAUUCCUUUUUCAAGCAAGCAAGGUCAAGCGACUACAUUGCUCGGAAACUUCUGGAUGGGUUACCAGAUCUUGUUAAUCGUGUUCAGGCAAUAAAGAAAAAGGAAGAAGAUAUGCUUGCACAAGAGAAAAUGGCAGAUGGAGAGAAGGAGGAACUCUCCCAGAAUGAAUAUAAGAGAGGUAUCAGUGGGUGGAACUUCAAUCUCGAUGACAUGAAAGCCCAAGCUUCAUUGAUCCAGGACAUAGAUUGCGGCUUGUCGGAGAGCAGUUUAUCUGAAAGUACAACUUCGUUGCAGGCUCUAGAUUCACAUGAUAUGCAACCGGAGACUCAGGAGGAUAUUGGUCAACUGGCAAAUAAGCAUCUCCAACCCCUGAUUCACCGAACUCUAAGUAUCGCAAGGGAUAAAUCUGAUGAUGAUUCAAGUCUUGCCAGCCCCAGUUAUGAUAACUAUGUAUAUUCCUCUCCGCGUCAUGAGGAUCUAUCUCUGAAUAAUACAACUGUUGCAAGUACGCAUGCAAGCAAUGGGAAACCAAUGGACUCCACAUCUAUCGCAACCAAUCAGCCAACAGAGAUUCCAGCAGGCAAUUGUGUCAAUAAGGGAGACAGUGACAAAAUUCAAGACCAGCUUCAAAAUGGGGCACAUCCUACAGUGGGAGGAGAUGAAGUGCUAACAGAGAUGGCUGUUAAACCACCCAAAGCAGCAGCGAGCCUAGAUGAAUCUGACGACAAAUCAAAGCCGCCAGUUGUGCAGCAAAGAGGACGUUUUAAAGUAACAUCUGAAAAUCUCGACAUCGACAAGGUAGUAGGUCCAUCUCCAAUCCUGCAAAAGAGUCACAGCAUGCAGGUGCUCAGCCAACAUUCUGCUGCUUCUCUACCUCCCUCUGUUUCAGGAGCUGAUGUCGCUUUACCAAAUCUAACCAGCUCAUACGUUUACCCGCUGGUGUAUCCAGUUCUACAAACCAAUAUAUUGGAAAGGAGAGCUGACAGACGGACGUUCAGGUGAACCAGGGGGCUUACACCAACCUAGUAGUGUAGCUCCUACUGAGAAAUCAAUGCUUGAAGCAGC
Molecule: messenger RNA, 2138 nt
Organism: Eruca vesicaria subsp. sativa (arugula)
Lineage: Eukaryota; Viridiplantae; Streptophyta; Magnoliopsida; Brassicales; Brassicaceae
Source: the annotation of a GenBank genome assembly